This is a messenger RNA of Dromaius novaehollandiae (emu), 699 nucleotides long. RefSeq names its product liver-expressed antimicrobial peptide 2-like. Bases 81 to 398 code for a protein of 105 amino acids. Gene Ontology annotation, biological process: defense response to bacterium; antimicrobial humoral immune response mediated by antimicrobial peptide. Lineage: Eukaryota; Metazoa; Chordata; Aves; Casuariiformes; Dromaiidae. The transcript has 3 exons. The record is from RefSeq and is a predicted model, not a curated record.
CUCAAAUAUUUGUGCAGGGCCGUGACCGGGGAGGAGCAGCGCCCGGCCAGAGGUGCGGGAGGCCCUGAAGCGGCGGCACCAUGACGGCUCCCAUCCCCGCGGGCCCGGGCAGAGGCGGCACGGCCGGCCAGCCCCUCCGCGGCCCCCGCCUGGCUCUGCUCUUCUCCAUCCUCUUGCUUCUGAGCAGCUCCGUCCAGGGCAGGCAGGAGCUCCGGGCGCUCUCCGAGGAGGCAACGGCACCUGCGGCGGGGCACCCGGCCCGCCGGCUGGCCCGCAUGACGCCCUUCUGGAGGACGGUGGGCAGCAAACCGCCGGGCGCCCACUGUCAGCACAGCCUCGAGUGCAUCACCAAGGCCUGCAGGGCCGGGCGCUGUGCCACGCCGCAGUACGAGUGCUGAUGGCCACGGACACGUCAGGAACGCCAACCUCUCCCCGGCAGCACGGCGGAAAGCUGGGGCGCACCGAGCCCCUUCUGCAGGGAUGAGGACUGCUCUGCAGCCCCCUGCGCCCCACGGCCAGCUGGACUGCGCCUAGAGCCGUGCCAGGCCGCGGGGGGGCCGGGGGGGGAGGGGGCUGGACUUCGGCAGAGCAAUGCCGUGGCCGCCGGGGGUGUCCUUGCCCGGGACGUCAGCUGGACGGGACGGCUCGUCCGGCAAUAAACCGCCCCGCGCGGCGGCGGCAGCUCUUCCGGGGCCUCUC